AUGGCUGCAAAUGCCCAUCUGUUCAUCUCAUCGCCCAACCCCAUCCCUGGCACGGCCAUAAAAAAUCCACUCGCUGACGACGGAUCAAACUUCCCUUGCCAUGGUGUCGCUCUUCCAGGCUCCGGUGGCCAGAAGAUGGCUGUCGGCUCGGAGCAAAAGCUCACCUUUGAUGCCGGAGCCGGCUUGAACACUGCCGUCCAUGGUGGCGGAUCUUGCCAACUAAGUCUCACAUACGAAACCGAUCCUCAAAAGGUCAAGCAAGCCGAUGCUUGGAAGAUGGCCCGUACACGAUCCAACAAUUUCGACUGUAUCAACACCUUCGAUUUUACCAUUCCUCAGGGCGUCAAGAAUGGUCAAGCUACUUUGGCAUGGACGUGGUUCAACAAUGUCGGCAACCGCGAGAUCUACAUGAACUGCGUUGCUGUAGAUAUCACCGGUGGUUCCGACGACGCUACCAUGAGCGACUUCCCCGACAUCUUCCUCGCCAACAUGGGUCCCGCUUAUGGUGAUGUAAAAACCGAUGAGUACCCUGUCCAGAACGUCAAGUUCCCCAACCCCGGAAAGUAUGUC
Aureobasidium pullulans EXF-150 is the source of this 570-nucleotide messenger RNA. RefSeq lists its product as uncharacterized. Lineage: Eukaryota; Fungi; Ascomycota; Dothideomycetes; Dothideales; Saccotheciaceae. The transcript has 3 exons. The annotation marks the transcript as partial. The record is from RefSeq and is a predicted model, not a curated record.